Messenger RNA from Pyrus x bretschneideri (Chinese white pear), 823 nucleotides. RefSeq lists its product as uncharacterized. The coding region runs from base 1 to 654 and encodes 217 amino acids. Lineage: Eukaryota; Viridiplantae; Streptophyta; Magnoliopsida; Rosales; Rosaceae. The record is from RefSeq and is a predicted model, not a curated record. The transcript has a single exon.
AUGCUGAAGCGGUGCAUCCAGUUGUUAGGCCUAGCCUGGAAUCCUGAUAGUGGAUCUAAACGAAACAAGCAGUUGACAGGACCUUUCGUGGAUGACAGAUCCGAAGUAAAGGAAGUAGAUGCUGCUUCCAUAUCAUUAGACUUGAGAUGGCACUCGAAGGAUGUAUUUGUGAGGAUAGUUCAUGCAGGCGGUCGAGAGGAGCUGUACCAGAAUGUAGUUCCUGUAUCUCAGUUGAUGGAAAAGUAUCCUGGUAUGUGUGUCGCCCGCCCAGAAGUGUUCAAAAAUCCACAGGAGGCCCUUUUAAGGCCAGAGGAGAGUCUGUUGGUUGGUCAGAAGUAUUAUAUGAUACCAUCUACGACAGCACGCAAAAUUAAGAAAAAACACCAAAAGAAGUUGAUGGCCAAAGAAGCUGCUGAACGCAAAGAGGAGGCUCCGGAUGAGAAGAUCACCCUGGAUUCAGGAGGUUCCGACACAGAUGAUUCUGUUUGCUCCGCUAAAGAAUAUUAUGGCUCCAAGGAAAGAUGGUCAAAAUGCAAACGGAGAAAAAAUUUCAGAGCAAAGAAGCCCUUCGUUCCCCCACUCCCGAGGACAAGCUCAUGUAGAGGAAUAAAUUGGGAGCCAAGUCUCACUUCUGUGCAAGAGCUUUCUCCGUGACUUUCUGUAUGCUGUUAACCUGGUGUUCGGAUUCUGGUACGAGGUUGUAUUGCUACUGCAAGUAUGUUGUCAGUUCCAUGAAAAUUCUGAGAGAGAUGUGUUGAAAAAUUUAUACACCGUAAUAAGUAGUGUACCGUUUUUCCUGCAAUAUAUUCUAUCUUCUAGAUCA